Molecule: messenger RNA, 2250 nt
Organism: Aaosphaeria arxii CBS 175.79
Lineage: Eukaryota; Fungi; Ascomycota; Dothideomycetes; Pleosporales
Product: Pkinase-domain-containing protein
Exons: 3
Coding region: 1-2250 (749 amino acids)
Biological process (GO): protein phosphorylation
Molecular function (GO): ATP binding; protein serine/threonine kinase activity
Source: RefSeq, a predicted model, not a curated record
AUGCCGCCAUCCGCUAACACAUUUCUCUCCCCUCGCAGAGCUCCCGAAGACGAUUCUCACGACCACAUCGGCUCCAACAGCUCCACACCCCCGGGUGCUGCAACCCCACGACCUGACCCCACGGAUAAGCGACUGCCGGGUAUUCUUCAUAGUUACUUUGGCCAGGUUCGUGAUUCUCUAAUCCCCAGUCGAAAGUCUUCGGUCAACCCCUCCCCCGCACCUGCCUCUUCCGCUUCUGAUUCUGCCACAAACACAAACACAACCUCUCUGCGUUCAAACCCUCUUCCUAGCCCCACUCCCAGUGCAUCUUCGCGGCAUCCCUCAGCAUCGCAAUCGCAUGGUGAAAACGGGAAGCUAACAGAAGGCGCUUUCGCGCCACCACGAGAUCAGGCCACACCCCCGCAGACUCCUCGGACUCGUUCACAAGAAGGCAAGCCACCCACCUCGAACCUGUCGACCACCUCCCUCGCAUCCAAGGCAAAAGAAUCCAGGACCGGCCCCACCGUCGGCCCGCCCAAGGGCAAGCUCUCGGUUUCCAUAACAGAAGGACGCGGCCUGCGUCCAAGCAUCGAUCCCUAUGUAGUGUGCCAAUUCCAGUGGGCAGAGUACAUCUCUGAUGGUCCCCGAAACGACUCAAAGAAGAGUGCCCCCGGACGGGGUCCAGGAGGCAUGAACAUCAAGCGUACGGAGAGUGAGAUGGGCAAGCCGAUGGCGAUCCCCAUGAGGAGCAGGCAGAGCAGCAACAGCGGCACAAGCUCCGACCCAAGAGAGAACAGCCCUUUCAAGGAGGUCACCAAUCCCACGUGGGAGCAUGACGCUAUCUUUGAUGUUGUCGGAGACCACUCGGAGAUCGACAUCUCGGUCUACGAUCGCUCCAGCGGCGAGGCCUUCCUAGGCCAUGUCCGGUUCUGCCCUAACCUCGUCGAAUACGAGAAACCCUGGGAUGGUUGGUUUACUUUGGAGGCCCGCGACGGAGAGGCGGAUCAGGUCGUUGCCGGCGAGAUCCACCUGAAGAUCAACUUCCACAAGACGGACAAGAAGCAGUACGGCCCGGAGGAUUUCGAAAUCCUGAAGCUCAUCGGAAAGGGUACCUUUGGUCAGGUCUUCCAGGUCCGCAAGCGGGACACACGCAGGAUCUACGCCAUGAAGGUUCUGUCGAAGAAGGUCAUUGUGCAGAAGAAGGAAGUCGCUCACACGCUCGGUGAGCGCAACAUCCUUGUGCGAACAGCGAUGGCCGACUCGCCGUUCAUCGUCGGACUCAAAUUCUCGUUCCAAACACCCACGGAUCUCUACUUGGUCACUGACUACAUGUCUGGCGGUGAGCUCUUCUGGCACCUUCAGAGGGAAGGCCGCUUCCAGGAAGCUCGAGCGAAGUUCUACAUUGCCGAGCUCAUCCUCGCCCUCCAACAUCUCCACGACCACAACAUUGUGUACCGUGACCUGAAGCCAGAGAACAUUCUAUUGGACGCCAAGGGCCAUAUUGCCUUGUGCGAUUUCGGACUGUCCAAGGCCAAUCUUACCGAGAACGCUACCACAAACACCUUCUGCGGCACAACAGAGUACCUGGCUCCUGAGGUGCUUUUGGAUGAGCAUGGCUACACCAAGAUGGUCGAUUUCUGGUCUCUCGGAGUUCUAGUCUUCGAGAUGUGCUGCGGCUGGAGCCCGUUCUACGCCGAAGAUACCCAGCAAAUGUACAAGAACAUUGCCUUCGGAAAGGUUCGAUUCCCUCGUGAUGCAUUGAGCACCGAGGGCCGCAACUUCGUCAAGGGACUCCUCAACCGAAACCCCAAGCACCGACUCGGCGCUACCAGGGACGCCGAAGAGCUCAAGGCCCACCCGUUCUUCGCAGAUAUCGAUUGGGAUGCUUUGGCCAAGAAGAACGUCGUCCCACCGUUCAAGCCCAAAUUGAAGUCUGAGCUCGAUGUUUCCAACUUCGACCCCGAGUUCACCAAUGCUUUGAACGGAAACGGUUCUCUCAAUGCCCGGGCGGCAGCUCUUGCUUCGGGCGUCAACCCAGCUUCGACCCCACUCUCGCCCACGAUGCAGGCCAAUUUUGCCGGCUUCACUUUCGUUGACGAGAGCACAAUUGAGCAGCAAUUCAGGCAUCGCGACGAUCUCGAGCGGAUGGACGAGGACGAGAAAGAGGAGGAGCCCGAUUGGGACAGGCCUGCUGGGCGGGGAGAUCGCAUGAGCGGCGUUAUCCCCAGUCACGAUCACGACAUAUUUAACCAUGGCAAUUUCGACGUUUGA